AUGCCGAAAGUCAAUAGCUACGCGCCUGCAUGGCUAUGCCGACCCUCGCCUGGCGCCAGCCUCUUCGAAAGCAAAAGUCCAGCGCAGACUCUUCUGAAUGAAUCGAAAUUGGCUGCUUUGAAUGGCGCAUCGCGCACAAUCGCCAAGCGCGGAUCAGAGAUCUUUGCCGUCAUCGACAAUGAGAUCCGUUGGUCCCAUCUUCCACGACUGAAGGAUCAAUGGCAGCAGCAGGCUAGACAGAAGAAGGGCGUUGCUCAGUCAAAGGAGCAAUUAAAUGGCUGUGACAUUCCUCCUUACAGGGUUUUGACUGUACCUGUGUACGGACCUGUCAAACAAAUCGUGCCGUCUCCCAAUGGCGCUUUCCUUGCGAUUGUCGGCGAGCACACUAUCCAUAUCGCUGUUCUCCCAGACUCAUCACAUCUUUCAUCGAGAGACUCCUCUGCAAUCCGGCUGAAGACCUACCAGCUCGGCCCAACUACCCAUGUUAUUCCACAAGCACCAGUAGUGUCAGCGCUAUGGCAUCCUUUGGGACUGCACACCAACCUAGGUGGAUGCAUUGUCACGGUUACCGCAGAUGCCGCUGUGCGAGUAUGGGAAUUGCAUCGAAACAAUCAUUGGUCUUUCGACCAGCCUACACUCGCAGUGGACCUCCGAAAGUUGGUUGAUGGAACUUCCUGCGAUCAGGAUUUCGCACCCACUGGAUUUGGAAAGAAUAAGGGAUUCUCGGCAGAUGUCAUUGACAUGGAAGUGGCCUCCGCUUGCUUCGGCGGCAGUGGCAUUGAAAGAGAGGACGCUUGGGCCCCCAUGACUCUCUGGGUGGCCAUGAAGCCCGGCGACCUUUACGCCCUUUGCCCCCUGCUGCCAUCUAAGUGGCAGGCUCCCUCGGCAACAAUCCCCUCUCUCUCUUCGGCCAUUGUUCCUAAACUCGCAGCGCUUGAAGAAGCCCCAGAGGACUUGGAAGAAGAGUUGGUGGUUUGUCGUCAACAAUAUGAGUGGCUGCGAGAAAUUGACGGUCAAGAGCCUCUCGAUCAACCUUCCCGAACAGAUACAAUUGAAGGUGCUGAUGUUUUUACCCGUCCGGCUUCUCCAAGCCCCAUACCCCGUUUACAGGGACCAUUCCGUUUCGACGCUGAUGAUGACACUGAUGAUUUGGAUCUAUGCGAAAUCCUUGUGAUCGCCUCCAGCCUUAACGUCGAAGAUCUCAUGAUGGGGGAGGAUGAGGAACUUGCAGUUCAAAUCAGCAAGCAGGAUAAACUCUCGGCCACUGUCAUCUGUCUGUCUAGUAGUAAUGGUCGUGUUCAUAUCUGCUUGGAGCUUGAUGGCGUGGAAGGCCAGUGGCUACCCAAGGCAAGAAAGAAUUCAUUCCAAACGCCCAUGCCGGACCCCUCUGAUCUUCUCUUGGUGGAAUCGCUGGAUACCGUGAAGACGGACGGAUCGAAGUCGGUCGCUUGGCCCACUUUUACCAAGGAUGUCCACUCCCGAUACUCAUUCUUCGUUACAACCGCGACAAAUGUCGUAUAUUUCUCUAUGGGUCCCUGGGUAGAGAGACUCGAAGCAGAGCUACAAGCGGAAGACCCAUCGGGCUCAGCUUUCCGAUUGCAGGUCAUCUGCAGCGGAAAUGUAGCCCAGAGAGAACAGAUCUUGGAGGUAUCGGAUAUUGAUGCCCCCAUCCAUCAAGAACAUCUUGCCACUCCGGUUAUCUUUUACGAUUACGAUGUCGGAUAUCUACUACUCACAUUCCAGCCAUCAGCCCCGUAUGCGGCUGUGAUGGAUGCUCCGGAGGACGCCCUCACUGCCGGACUUGACAGUUUAUUCGCGCAGAAGUUGACUGUUUCAGGCUCAGCUGAUUUCAUUCCACACAGGGCCCCAUACCAGGUUCCUGCUGUCCUUUACGCUAACUCUCCACUGGAUUCCUUCGUUGAGAAAUAUAUUCCUCAUCGCCAGCGCCACACUCUUAAAGAGCAGGUGCGUUUGUCCCCGGCAACCCUGGACUUGGUUACCACAGCCCAUCGUGUGCUAUCGGCCCACACAAAUGCCCUCGAAAGAGCCGCAUCGGAUCUCUUUCGACGCUGCGAACGCUUGCAGGGUGAAAUGAAGGAUCAGUUGCGACAGCUUUCAGAUGUGGCAGAGCGCAUCAAGGGCGUGACAAGUGAACUUGAUGAGGACGGUACUAGCAAGGAGGGUGUCCGGAAUGGAGAAAUCUUGGAUAAGAGACUGCAAGCCGCAAAGGACAGGCAAAGCGAGCUCACCAACCGCUAUGAUGUGAUCCGCAAGAAGCUUCUCAAUUCAGGCGGCCGUCCUCUGAGUGAGAAGGAGAAGGAAUGGAUAGCUGAAGUUCGUAUCCUAUCCGAAUCUUUGGGCGAGCAGAGCGUGAACAAGGACCAAGACAACAGCCAGAUUACGGGACGACUGGAGACGGUCAAACGUCUUGCACUCGACCUCAUAGCCGAAUCGAAGUCGAUUGCCAACAAGCUAUCGGCGCCUUCUGAGCCUUCGAGCUCAUCUCAACCCCACGUUCCACACCGUCUUCAGAGGGCCAAGGUUUCAGAUGCGAUGAGAAUGGUUGAAAGAGAAUCUGCUGUCAUCGACGCAAUCACAUCGCGAUUGGAACGUCUCAAUAUGAACUUCUCCUAG
Penicillium taxi is the source of this 2634-nucleotide messenger RNA. RefSeq lists its product as uncharacterized. Lineage: Eukaryota; Fungi; Ascomycota; Eurotiomycetes; Eurotiales; Aspergillaceae. Gene Ontology annotation, molecular function: structural constituent of nuclear pore. The transcript is spliced from 4 exons. Gene Ontology annotation, biological process: ribosomal small subunit export from nucleus; ribosomal large subunit export from nucleus; protein import into nucleus. Gene Ontology annotation, cellular component: nuclear pore. The record is from RefSeq and is a predicted model, not a curated record. The coding region runs from base 1 to 2634 and encodes 877 amino acids.